This is a messenger RNA of Cotesia congregata, 507 nucleotides long. NCBI's taxonomy places the organism in Eukaryota, Metazoa, Arthropoda, Insecta, Hymenoptera, Braconidae. The record is from the annotation of a GenBank genome assembly.
CCAAAAAAAUACGAAAGUCUAAAAAUUUACUUAGGAAUUUCUUUAAAACGACCUAUUGUUACCCGAUGGAACUCUACUUUUGAUUGUAUUUCUCAGUUGUUAACCGUUCAAGAUAAGCUUCUGGAUAAUAAUGAGUUGAAGUUACCAAAAGCUUUUAAUUCUAGCGAUAUCCAAUUUCUAAAAGAAUUUGUGCGUUGCUCAAAACCUCUAGCAUGUGCUAUUGAUCGAUUACAAGCCGAUAAAUCGUAUUAUGGUGUUCUUCCUACAUUGAUUUCAUUAAAAUACGAUUUAAAAAAUUUUAUCGCUGAUGAAAUUGUCGUUGACUGUAAACCUCUUGCUGAAGCUAUUAUUAAAGGAGUCGACGAACGAUUUCAAAAAUUAUUUGACCCUUCACAACUUGAUGCUGAUCCAUUCAUAGCGGCUAUCUCUCAUCCGCAAUUUAAAGGUCGUUGGCUAACAUCUUUUACUGAAGAAGAACAAAAAUUAGUUCAUCAACGCUUUUCAGAA